CCGACGGAACCUCAGUCCACUCAAGUUUGGUACAGGCUAGUGAGAGAAUAGUCCCCGACGUGGUGCUGCCAGUGGACCCAACUUCUCGGGGGACAUACGUACAGGAGACUUCAACGCCAUGUUGAAUCAAAGGGAUGAUCCCCGCGCCUUAGAGCAGGGGCACACCAAUGUCGGUUUCACUGCGGACGAGGUCGCCAGGGCGACGGAGAAGAAGAAAGAGAGUGAUGCCAAGAAGGACAACCCAUGGGAGGUGUCGGACAUCGAGCAGGACGACGGCACCAAGUGGGGAGACAUGACGACGUGCGAGAAGAUCCAGCGCGUCUGCAUCAACACAACCAAGGUGGUGCUGGUGUUCGGUUUCCUGUACCUCUUCAUCUGCUCCCUUGACUUCCUCGCUUCCGCAUUUAGGCUCAUCGCGGGAAGGACAACCGGUGACAUCAUGAGCAACAAGUACAUUGAAAACCCCAUAGUUGGUUUGAUGAUUGGCAUCCUGGUGACCGUCUUGGUGCAGUCCUCCUCCACCUCCACGUCCAUUAUUGUCUCCAUGGUCUCGGCAGGCAUUCUGCAAGUGCACAAUGCCGUACCAAUGAUUAUGGGCUCAAACAUUGGGACUUCUGUCACCAAUACCAUCGUUUCCUUAACUCAGGUUGGUGAUAGAAAUGAAUUCAGGCGAGCAUUUGCUGGAGCAACAGUCCAUGACAUGUUCAACUGGCUGUCAGUCAUAACUUUGCUCAUCAUUGAACUUGCAACAGGUUUGCUGGAAAAAAUGACAGAUGCCAUCGUGCAUUCUGGUGCCCUGCUUAGUGGUGGAGGAGAGGUAAAGAUCCUGAAGGUCAUCACAGAACCUUUCACAAAGCUUGUUGUUCAGCUGGACAAGAAUGUGCUGAUGGACUGGAGUGUUGGAGGAUGUUUAGAGAAUGCAACCAGUCUCAUUAAAACAUCUUGUGCUAAAAAAAAGGCUUCAGAAGCUACCACUGCAGUGACAGCUCUAACUACUGAUGCCUCUAUCAGCACAACUGCAACUUCCACUGAAAGCUGUGUCAAGGACCCUGAUGGAACUUGCAAUUUCCUUUUUUAUAACACCUCCCUUACAGAUACACAGAUUGGAAUUAUUCUGUUGAUUGGUUCUUUGGUAAUCCUCUGCACAGCAUUGAUCAUUAUUGUCAAAAUCCUCAACUCCAUGAUGAAAGGCAAAAUGGCAAUCAUCAUAAAGAAGACAAUUAACGCUGAGGUUCCCUAUGUGCCGUGGAUCACCGGCUACAUUGCCAUCCUGGUUGGCGCAUUCAUGACUUUCAUUGUUCAGUCAUCUUCUAUUUUCACCUCAACACUCACUCCUCUCAUUGGUAUCGGAGUGAUUACCAUUGAAAGAUCUUAUCCCCUCACACUUGGGAGCAACAUUGGAACUACCACUACAGCUCUUCUUGCUUCUAUGGCAGGCAGUGGACCUACCCUUAUUAAUGCCAUUCAGAUUGCCUUGGUACAUUUGUUCUUCAAUAUAUUUGGAAUUUUGCUCUUCUAUCCAAUUCCAUUCAUGAGGUUCCCAAUUCCUCUUGCUAAGAAACUGGGAGAGACAACUGCCAAAUAUCGCUGGUUUGCCGUUCUCUAUCUGUUUAUCAUGUUCUUCUUCCUUCCUGGAUUUGUCUUCAUACUUUCCUUGGGUGGUCCAUUAGUUCUGGCUAUCGUUGGCAUUCCCAUUGUUGUGCUUCUUGUCAUAGUGGUUAUCAUCAACAUAAUUCAAGCCAAGAAGCGAAGCAUACUUCCAGGUUUCUUGCAAACUUGGGACUGGCUACCCAAGCCUUUGCAUUCUCUCCAGCCAUAUGAUGCUUGUUGCCUUUCCCUUCCCUGCUGUAAAUCUUGCCGUGUGACAGAAGAAGAACUGAACCAUGUUGAAAUAACUAAGGAUAAUUGUAUAGAAAAUCCAGGUUUUGAAAGUUCAGACACAAAAUUCUGAUAGGUGUCAUGUUUUGUAUUAAUUUGAAAUCAUUCUUUAAACUUUUCAUCUUUUCAGACACACCUAAUCAAGGAUGAAAUUAAUGCAAGUUUCAUUUCAAGGACUUGCAUCCAACAUUCAAUGGUUGUCUUUCAAUAUCAAUAUCCUAAAAGGACACAUAAUCUGUGUACUCACAGAUGCUCAACUUUAUAAUUUUGUUUUGCUAACUUCUCUCACUAUUGCUAUCUCACUACAAUAAAGUGAAGUUCUGGGUAUAAGUGCCAUGCUCAGUUUGUGUAGCAGCACUAAAGUCUUUCAGUAGUGUGCAUUAGCUAUAUUCACCUUCAUCUAGAACAAACAAAAAGAAGUAUAUAUUUAUCUUAUGAAACUAAAUGUUUUUGGGUAAGUUUCAUCCUCAGAAUCAUAUCAUGAUCAUCCUCAUUUCAUACAUUUUACAUUAUUUUUAUAUACACUUUUGUAUGUACUACAUAUUACUGAUUAAGCCAAAGAAAUUAUAUCACGUUUGAGGCAAUCAUGUGAUCUACAGUGGUUGGCUCCUACAUGCUGAACAAUGCCAGCAAUGUUUGUCACUGUCAACAGUUGGGAUUGUUUUGCAAUAUUAGAUAUCUAUGAAGGAAAUCUUAAGCUGUUUUUAGUUCUGGUUUUAUCACUGCCUGUAUAAUUCAAUUGGAAUAAGGCGUCAAAUUGUAUGCAUUGGUGAACACUGCUUGGGUUCAGUACCUGCUUUCAUGAACAUUUUCUGUAAAUAUUUAUACUCUACCGUAGAUAUAAAAACAACAACACUAAAGUGAUAUAUUUUAUAUAAAAAAUUGUAGUUAUGAAAAUAUGUUCACAAUGGAAAUUCUAAUCAGAUAACACCAUAUCACUAUGCAAUAUGUACCUUAAAAAAACACAAAAAUUUAUUUAAAAAUCACAUCUUGAAGGGUUCAUCUCUUGAUCAUUGUGUAUAAUUCUACAUACGUCACAUUUGAAAAAUGCAAGUUAGUGCAAAAAGCUGUAAUGAGGCAUUUAUGUAAUGCAUAAGAAACUGUACAUUUGUAGAUAUAUCUUGUACAUAAUCCAUAAUAUGUUUCACUACAAGAUUAAUGAAUGUAUACCCAAUAAAAUGUUUAACUAUA
Portunus trituberculatus (swimming crab) is the source of this 3069-nucleotide messenger RNA. Its product is annotated as sodium-dependent phosphate transport protein 2B-like. The record is from RefSeq and is a predicted model, not a curated record. NCBI's taxonomy places the organism in Eukaryota, Metazoa, Arthropoda, Malacostraca, Decapoda, Portunidae. Gene Ontology annotation, cellular component: membrane. Gene Ontology annotation, molecular function: sodium:phosphate symporter activity. Gene Ontology annotation, biological process: sodium-dependent phosphate transport.